This is a messenger RNA of Strigops habroptila (Kakapo), 1189 nucleotides long. Its product is annotated as adenine phosphoribosyltransferase-like. The transcript is spliced from 6 exons. The coding region runs from base 334 to 816 and encodes 160 amino acids. Gene Ontology annotation, molecular function: adenine phosphoribosyltransferase activity. Lineage: Eukaryota; Metazoa; Chordata; Aves; Psittaciformes; Psittacidae. The record is from RefSeq and is a predicted model, not a curated record.
GCCUCCAAGACCACAUAGGGGUGCGUGGCUGCACCCUGAGCAUCACCCCGGCUGCUGACCCUUGUGCCACCAUUGGUGCAAGUAGCUGGGUGCUGGGGACACCCCAGUGCUCCCCACCACGCACGGGCUUGGCUGGGACAGUGGAUCCUGGUGGGUGCCCAUCCCAACCCAUGGGCCUGGCAGUGGUUCAGGGCCCAGCUGGCUGAGGGUGCUGGCGGGGGCCCAGCGCCGCAGGGGCUGUCCCUGCUCAGCUGUCGCUGUCUGUGACGCUCCCCAUGACGGUCCCAUCGGCUCAGCCUUGCCGCCGGAGCCCAGUGCCUGUGGUGCCCGCGCAUGGACCUGUGCCAUGUCCCUGCCACCCGGGAGAAGGGCUGGUACCUGGCGCUGAUGGCUCCCAAUGUCAAGGGUCCCAACUACGCAUGGCUGGACCCCUCCCGGCUCUACUGCCACCCGCAAGGCCUGCAGGACUGUGUGGCGGACCUGCUGCAGCCCUUCCAAGGGGACACCAUUGACAUGGUGGCUGGUAUUGAUGCCAUGGGCUUCAUCCUGGGCUCUGCUGCUGCCGCUGUGCUGCAGAAAGGCUUCCUGGCCAUCCGCAAAGCCGGGCACCUCUGCGUGCAGACAGUGGCACAGCCCUACACCGACUACUCCGGCAGAGAGAAGGUGAUGGAGGUCCGCACCGACGCCAUCUCGCCUGGUCUGCGCAUCCUCCUGGUGGACCAGUGGAUUGAAACUGGGGGCACCAUGAGAGCGGCCAUUCAGCUGGUGGAGCGGCUGGGGGGGGGUCGUGGCAGGCGUCGCUGCCAUCUGCAUUGAGGACAGCGAGGGCGGACGGUGGAUCCAGGAGCACUACAAGUGCUCCCACUGCGUCCCCCUGCGCCUGCAGCCCCGCUUCGACCACCACCAGUUCGGCUGGGACUGAUGGGGCUGGCACCUCGUGUGUCCCCUGCAUCCCCCCAUGGGGCACAGCGAUGCUGGCUCUAUAGGACAGGGAUGGCCGGGGCAUCCAUCGCCUGUUCCCAACCCCUCCUGGGUGACAGCCAGCAUCAUCCCCUGCUCCAUCAUCCCCUGCUCCAUCCUCCCUCCUGGAUGCAGGCUGCACCCAGGACCAGUGGAAGCUGCAGUCAAUCCCAAACCUUUCUUAAAAGCCCCAAACCUUUCUUAAAAAGCAUAAAAAAAGGUUUUAUUA